ACCAAGACCAACACACCCAAUUAAGCCCUUAACACCCACCAAACAAACAUGCCAUUCCUUCCAAGUAGCUUAUUUGGUCCCCAAUAUGACCACCCUCCCCAUCACUACAUUGCAAAACCAUUCCAAACCCACCCUACUCCUCCAAAUCACUACAUUGCAAAACCAUUGCAAUUUGGACCCACCCAAAAAACAUUUCACUUACCAAUUUCAGGAGGGACAUCACCAAUUGUUGUCAAUGCAUACGUGGAAUGGAAGGAGACCCCUACAGCACACGUGUACAAGGCACACGUUCCGGGGCUUAGGCACAAUGAAGUGAGGGUAGAAGUGGAAAAUGGGAGAGAGCUAUGCAUCAUUGGUGAAAAGUGGGUGGAGAGGGAAACAAGGAAUGGGAGGGGGCAACUUUUGGAGCGUGCUAGAGGCAGAUUCAUUCAAACCUUGAUGCUACCCGAAAAUUCCAACGUUCAUCGUAUGAAGGCUUAUAUGGAAAAUGGUGCGCUUGUUAUUAAUGUUCCCAAGUACUAAUAAUACUAAGUGGUGAAUAUUGACACUCCCCUGGUGGUGUAGUGUAAAAUAUAUGAAAUAAGAGUAAAUACUACUAUGUGCCGUUGCCGUGGUACUAUUCGGAAGAAACACGGUUAUAUGAAUAAUAAAUAACUUAGGUACUUAAUCUGUUCUUGAUUAUAAGUAUACAAAAACAGACAUAUUUUAUA
Molecule: messenger RNA, 710 nt
Organism: Glycine soja
Lineage: Eukaryota; Viridiplantae; Streptophyta; Magnoliopsida; Fabales; Fabaceae
Product: 18.1 kDa class I heat shock protein-like
Exons: 1
Coding region: 49-522 (157 amino acids)
Biological process (GO): response to hydrogen peroxide; protein complex oligomerization; protein folding
Source: RefSeq, a predicted model, not a curated record